Aureobasidium melanogenum CBS 110374 is the source of this 3045-nucleotide messenger RNA. RefSeq lists its product as uncharacterized. The record is from RefSeq and is a predicted model, not a curated record. The transcript is spliced from 6 exons. NCBI's taxonomy places the organism in Eukaryota, Fungi, Ascomycota, Dothideomycetes, Dothideales, Saccotheciaceae. The coding region runs from base 1 to 3045 and encodes 1014 amino acids.
AUGGAUGACGGCUAUCAAGACGUAAUCAGGGGUUCGCCUGUUGACCGCAAACCCGACCGCGCAUCUCUUGACGCCGCUUUUGGAGUUGAGGUGCAAGCUCCCGGCCCGCUUCAUUGGUACAAUCCUGCUGUAUACACUCAAGCUGUCGCUGGAGCCACUUUGGUCGCCAAUUUUCUGAUCAAAGAGUCGUUCGAUCGCUCCAUCGCGUCCAGUAUCGGCGGCGUUACUCCCGAAGUAAACCAAGAACAUCUUCUUGGUUGUGAUCCCGCUCUCUAUCACAAUGCUAUCCAAAAUGCAACCUUGAAUGGUCGUCUCCUCAAGGAAAAAUUCGAUCAGGAUAUUGCUCGCAUUGAAUACCACCCUUUGAGUAUCGUAUAUCCUCCCCUUACCAUCCGCCAGUCGACAGAGCCUCGAGCCUUCCAUCAGCGACCUGAAUCAAUGCCUCUAGCCUCUCAAGCUGUGGAAGGUCAUGGCAAUCUAGCAUCUCACGCCCCUGAGCCUUCUGCAACUCGGGACACUCACACACCACCACCUCACACAGUUCAGGCCAAUCACCUCACUCAUCCUCAGAAUACCGUCAAGAUCAAACUCAUGCCACAUAUCACCGCAGAAGAGCCAGUUUCUGUUGGCAACGACCAGUUUGAAGAUGCUACAUUGCACGGCCGCCACAGAGACCAUGGUCGUGCUUCUCACAGCAAUACUACUGGCGAAGAUGCUUAUGAUGAUAUUCACGAUGAUGCUCACGACGAUGCUCACGACUACGGUGCUCGCCAUAUCCCUGACCCUGGAAACUCUACAGCUGCCGCUCCUGCUCACCUUCUGCCUCCUUCUACAAUCGAAAUUCAACACAAUCCUUGCUCUGCAGAGCUCUGCUCCAAGAGAGACGUCGACCACACGACCAACUAUCGUCCACCUGAACCUCCUUUUGAAAUUGACCAUCCUUCAGCACUUCAAUCUCUUCCCAAAGACCACGGCAGUCACAGUCACGACCUUCCUGAGCACGACGUCCACGACCACGACCUACCUGAGCACGAUCACAACAUAAUCCAGGUGAACAGCGACUUGAUCAAUGCCUAUGCCUCCAAGUCGGUGCUUACUCGCCCUCUCCUACCUUCCAUCACCGAGCCACUGCAAAAGAAGAAUAGACAUGCCGUUUGCAUUGAAUGUUGGAGCAGAGGUCUGAAAUGCGAUGCCAAGGUGGUUUGCGGCGAGUGUGCCUGGCGCGAUAGACCAUGCUCCUAUGUCCAAUGCCCCCUGAACAGCUGCCCCCGAGACAUCAUGUGUCCUGCGUAUCAUACAUGGAGAGGAGAUGACCAGGCACGUGUUGUGGGCAGCUCCAUGCACUUGAUAGUGUUGCUGAGACUGGACCCUCCGUCAUCAUCUCCAGAUUACGACUUGAGCGAGAUAAAAGCAAUGUUCAGCAAGCCUAAUUCAGCUGCAAGUAUCUACCGCCGAGUUGCGGCUGAGAUCAAAGAGGAAGAGGACAGUGGUAAGGGAAUUGAUAGGACAUUUGUGAAGAAGCUUGUCUUGAGACGUGGUGCUGCUGUUGCUUCAAACAACAGAGCUUUGAUGCCUAAGGUUGACUUGAUCGUCGAUCUUGUCGCCGAAAUGAAGCAGGCUAGAUAUCAAGAGCCUUACAAGCAGGCUUUGGACACAUUCAUUGUGGUACAACAACAACAACAACAACAACCAACGGCUUUGGACUGUGUAGAGCCAAAGGAGAUGGGAACAAGAAGCAAGUUGAUGUCAUUCUGUACACCAUUAACUACAAAGGAGCAAAUAGACAUGUCGCGAGAAGAGCGCCGCCAUGGAUGCGCCGCCCUUGAUACCAACAACACAGCCGAAACCACUCAGUCUUCUCCUCGCGUCGAUGCAUACAACCACAACACUACGGCCGCACAGUCUGCUGAACACGGCGUACAGAGCGUUCAGAGGCAGCAACCUUCCAUCCAUCACGCGCAUGUCCCACUCUCUUAUCGCCCACGCACUAUGGCGCAUUUUGCAGUCCCAAUUGCUCAUCCUGCCCCUUCUGGUGCUGCUCAAGCACAAAACCCCACCUCAAGCCGCCCUGCUCCCCCUGUCUUCCACGGAGACGUCGCUCUUGAGCCUCUGUCAUCAAGCAAUGCAGUACCAACCCCUCAACACCUCGCCUUCGACGAAGAGCAGCAAGAUCAAGGAAGCGACUCCAUGUGUAGCAGAAGUUGCAAUAUGAACGAUGAUCGUUUCACCAACGCCAUGCCUUGUACUCCACGUCACAGGAGCCGCAGCCCUGUCCUGGCUACGCGACCUCUAUCCUACCGCGAUCGUAGCCCUGCUCGUCGUCAAGGUAGUAGCAUACUUGAUCCCGGUGCUGAGAGUGAGCCUGCGUGGGUCUCAAACGGAGCUGGUGACCAGAACAUGGCUGAUGCAGAUGUUGAGGAUGAGCUGCUUCGUGUGGCUGAAUUGCAGAAGCAGAGGAACAGAGACGCAGUCUGUGUCCAUUGUUGGCUCAAAGAACUGCCUUGUGACCAUCAAUGGCCCUGUAAAGAAUGCAAAGCCAGAGGCAAAGCUUGUGCCUACAUCGCUUGUCCUAUGAAGAGCUGCGCGCUCGAUGUCAAGUGCCCUGCCUACCACCAAUACCGGAGACUACCGAAAGAGAAUCGCAAGAUCGGAUGCCCCAUGCACAUGAUCGCACUUUUUAGUCUCAACAAGCCCUUGAUCGAUUCAUACAACAUACAGAAGAUUGAGAAGAAAAUGGAAGUUCCGACCUCUGCACAGCAACUCUACCUCCUGCUACAGGAAGAAAUCAAGGACAUCGUUCAGCAGAGAACCACUCUCGACGACACGAUGGCCAAAAAGUUGCUUCAAGAGUCUGAGAAGGUGCCUCCUCUGGGCGACAAAGGUUUGAAGAUCAAAGCUAGGUUAAUUGUCUCGCUGGUCAAGGAGAUGAAAAAACAGCCCUUCCUUGAGCUGUGGGAGCAUGAUCGCAGACAGCGCAAGUUUGUUUCUCAGGAAAGGAAGCCAUUGGAAGUCGAGGACACACCUAUGCUCGACUCAGAAGGAUAG